Molecule: messenger RNA, 3128 nt
Organism: Equus caballus (horse)
Lineage: Eukaryota; Metazoa; Chordata; Mammalia; Perissodactyla; Equidae
Source: RefSeq, a predicted model, not a curated record
AGCGAGUGAGAGGGCGCGAGAAAGGGGAAGGGGAGGUGAGGGAGGCAUCUCAAUGCUGAUGUCCAGAGCCUUCAGCAGCUACUCGCCGGCCAGCCAGGGGCUUUACACAGCUUGCCAAGAUGACGGAGGGACCCAAGAAGGCCAGCAAAAAGUUCAGGUUCUUCAAGUUCAAGGGCCUCGGGAGUCUCUCCAACCUCUCCCGGUCCUUCACUCUGAGACGGUCCUCGACCCCCGUCAGUAUCCGGUCCCAUCUGAAGCCUGACACCUUUGAUGCCACACAGGAUGACAUGGUGACAGUCCCCAAGAGCCCCCCGGCCUAUGCCCGCUCCAGUGACAUGUACAGCCACAUGGGCACCAUGCCUCGCCCCAGCAUCAAGAAGGCAGCAUCAGGACAAGCUGCCCAGAAGGCCCAGGAGGUGGGCCCUGAGAACCAUCUGGUGCCCCAAGAUCUUCCCGAACAUCCCAGCUUGGAGGCAGCCGACGAAGGGGUGGUGGGGACCAAUGCCCCCCUGGAGGACACCCCAAAAGUGGGCCCCAACCCUCCAGCAGUGGAGGUGGGCCCCACAGGAAAGCCUGAGGACCUCAGGAUGGACAUAGAAGAGGAGAGAGCCCCUGAGAAUGUGCCCCCAGAAAGGGCCGCUGGAGAGCUGGAGGCCGGUGGAGACUACGUGAAGUUCUCCAAAGAGAAGUACAUCUUGGACUCAUCGCCUGAGAAGCUGCACAAGGAGUUGGAGGAAGAGCUCAAACUCAGCAGCACAGAUCUCCGCAGCCAUGCCUGGUACCACGGCCGCAUCCCCCGCGAGGUCUCAGAGACCCUGGUACAGCGCAAUGGCGACUUCCUCAUCCGGGACUCGCUCACCAGCCUGGGUGACUACGUGCUCACGUGCCGCUGGCGCAACCAGGCCUUGCACUUUAAGAUCAACAAGGUGGUGGUGAAGGCGGGCGAGAGCUACACCCACAUCCAGUACCUGUUCGAGCAGGAGAGCUUCGACCACGUGCCUGCCCUGGUGCGGUACCACGUGGGCAGCCGCAAGGCUGUGUCGGAGCAGAGCGGCGCCAUCAUCUACUGCCCCAUCAACCGCACCUUCCCGCUGCGCUACCUGGAGGCCUGGUACGGCCAGGGCCAGGGCAGCAGCAAGGCCGCCAGCCCUGCCAGCCCCUCAGGCCCCAAGGGCAGCCACAUGAAGCGGCGUAGCGUCACCAUGACUGACGGGCUCACCGCCGACAAGGUCACCCGCGGCGAUGGCUGCCCUACCAGGUGUCUGCUCCACAGCGCAUCGCUGCCCCAUCCCCGGGAGUCCAUCCGCAACUGCGCCCUCAGCAUGGACCAGAUCCCAGACCUGCACUCGCCAAUGUCCCCCAUCUCCGAGAGCCCCAGCUCCCCUGCCUACAGUACUGUGACCCGUGUCCACGCCGCCCCUGCAGCCCCCUCGGCCACAGCGCUGCCUGCCUCCCCUGUCACCCGCCGCUCUAGUGAACCCCAGCUGUGUCCCGGAAGUGCCCCAAAGCCCCCUGGGGAGUCGGACAAGGGCUCUUACUCCAGCCCCUCCCACACCCUCUGCAAGGCCUCCCCAUCACCAUCACUCAGCAGCUACAGUGACCCGGACUCUGGCCACUACUGCCAGCUCCAGCCUCCCAUCCGUGGCAGCCGCGAAUGGGCAGCGGCUGAGGCCUCCAGCCGGCAGGCCAGGAGCUAUGAGGAGAAGCUAAAGGAACUUUCAGAAAACGGGGCCCCCGAGGGGGACUGGGGCAGGGCCUUCACAGUUCCCAUCAUGGAAGCCACCUCUUCCUUCAACCCGGCCACCUUCCAGUCACUCCUGAUCCCCAAGGAUAACCGGCCCCUGGAGGUGGGCCUCCUGCGCAAGGUGAAGGAGCUGCUGGCAGAGGUGGACGCCCGGACGCUGGCCCGACACGUCACCAAGGUUGACUGCCUGGUUGCUAGGAUACUGGGCGUUACCAAGGAGAUGCAGACCCUAAUGGGAGUCCGCUGGGGCAUGGAGCUGCUAACCCUCCCCCAUGGCCGACAGCUACGACUAGACCUGCUGGAAAGGUUCCACACCAUGUCCAUCAUGCUGGCCGUGGACAUCCUGGGUUGCACCGGGUCCGCUGAGGAGCGGGCAGCGCUUCUGCACAAGACCAUCCAGCUGGCGGCCGAGCUUCGGGGGACCAUGGGCAACAUGUUCAGCUUCGCUGCAGUCAUGGGAGCCCUGGAUAUGGCCCAGAUUGCCCGGCUGGAGCAGACCUGGAUGACCCUGCGGCAGCGACACACAGAGGGUGCCAUCCUCUACGAGAAGAAGCUUAAGCCGUUUCUCAAGAGCCUCAACGAGGGCAAAGAAGGCCCACCGCUGAGCAACACCACCUUUCCCCACGUGCUGCCGCUCAUCACGCUGCUGGAGUGUGACUCGGCCCCGGCCGAGGGCCCCGAGCCCUGGGGCAGCACGGAGCACGGUGUGGAGGUGGUGCUGGCCCACCUGGAGGCUGCCCGCACCGUGGCACACCACGGAGGCCUGUACCACACCAACGCUGAGGUCAAGCUGCAGGGGUUCCAGGCCCGGCCAGAGCUCCUGGAGGUGUUCAGCACUGAGUUCCAGAUGCGCCUCCUCUGGGGCAGCCAGGGCGCCUGCAACAGCCAGGCCCGGCGCUACGAGAAGUUCGACAAGAUCCUCACUGCCCUGUCCCACCAACUGGAGCCUGCUGUCCGCUCCAGCGAGCUGUGACCCCUUGGACCCUUCCCCUCCGCAGCUGCGGGCAGCAACGGGGACAGAGGGGCACAACCUUUCCCCAGAGCACCCCAGGGACACUGUGAUCAGCCCAAGAAUGUUCUGGGUUCCGCUCCAGGAUCUCCCUUGCACCAGGGUCCGGCUCUGGCUCUGGGCUCCACAACCCCCCAGCUCCUCUUCAGGAAGAACCGGAACCUGUCCCUCCCUCCGGCUUCUGCUUCCCCGCUUCCUGCUGAGAUGCCCUGUGUUGGAGCCACGAGCGGCUCCUCACGCCUCCUCACUCUUCUCCAGGCGUCUGCCCCCAUCGCCACCGAGGCCUCCAUCUGGCUGUAAAUACGUGUCUGUGCUGUAAAUAGAUGUACAGAAACCAUGUUCUUUCUUUCAUAUAAUAAACUUUUAUGACUCUUU